GGGAGGGAAAAACAAACUCCGCGGGAGCCAGGAAUGAUUCCAAGGAAAGGCACAAGGAGGAUAAAUAAGCACCAAGGCUUUUAGGAAAACAAGGGGCUUACAGGGGAUGUGGCACGAGCCUGGGAGGUGAACUCCAGGAAGGAAGGAGCCAGAGGGUGUGUGUUCUGUAGCUCCCAAGUUUUUGCAUCCACUUGGCUUCAAAUAAGACAAACAUGUUUUAUUAACUGCGAAGAGACACCGACUGAUAUGGACACUGAACCGCCUACAACAGGAAGGGAACCUUCCCUAUUAGAGCCUCGUUUACUUUACUCUUAAAAAUAACAACGCUGACCCCUUCGGCCAUCUGUGCCGGGAGGUUCAGUCUAGGCUGUCAUUGUUAGCAGCACAGAAACUUCCCUCCAGCCUUUCGGUGCAGGCAUUCUGCGUUGCAACCUGUAAUAAUCCCGCGGGCAGAGUCCCUGCAACUUCUUAAUUAGCUUAAAAUUCCCAGAAGAAACAAUUCUUUCUUAACGGAGAUCUGUGAAUUAUUCUGUGAACACAGAGGAGAACUACAAGUGAGGCGGCACUGACUCUUGCUAACAGUACAGAAGAGCAGGGCUGAAUGCGCACAGGACCCUGAAUGGCAGCCAGGAGCCAAGGGCUCGGCGGCUACGUCAGAGCCCCGCCGGGGCUGUUUAGGACUUUGCGCUGUGUGCAAAGUCCUAAACAAGAGUCCCAGCUUCCUGGAUGGGCUGGCUCCCCGCUCGACUGCCAGCCCAAGGCAGGACCUGAGGUCUGAGCUCUGCCCUGUCUGUACGAUGCCAAGAACGCAGCUCUGAGCUGACUGAGAGUAACACUUUCCUGGAGCAGAAAUCUGAUAUCCAACACUCUUGGCCUUGAACAAAAUGGAGGAUUUAAAAUUUGACGGCACGGAGCGCCUGGCUGUGGACUACGUGGAGGGGAUUCUGCAGCCCACGCCCACCUGUGACACCUGGGACCAGAUCUGGAACUUCCAAGCCAGGCCUGAUGAUCUGCUCAUUUCCACCUACCCGAAAGCAGGAACAACCUGGACGCAGGAGAUCGUGGACUUGAUACAAAACGAGGGUGAUAUUGACAGAAGCCAGCGGGCACCUACUCACAAGCGAUUCCCCUUCAUCGAGUGGAAAAUCCCAGGCCUGGAAUCUGGCUUGGAACAAGCUAAUGCAAUGCCCUCACCACGUUUCCUGAAGACGCACCUUCCCAUCCACUUGCUGCCACCAUCAUUCCUGGAGAAAAACUGUAAGAUAAUCUACGUAGCAAGAAACCCCAAGGACAGCAUGGUGUCUUAUUACCACUUCCACAGGAUGAAUAAAGGGCUUCCUGCUCCAGGAACCUGGGAAGAGUACUUUGAGAGUUUUCUGGCUGGGAACGUGUGCUGGGGCUCCUGGUACGACCACGUGAAGGGAUGGUGGGACGCCAAGGACCAGCACCGCAUCCUCUACCUCUUCUACGAGGACAUGAAGAGGAACCCAAAGCAUGAAAUUCAGAAGCUGGCAGAAUUUAUUGGAAAGAGCCUAGAUGAUAAAGUUCUGGAUAAAAUUGUCCAUUACAGUUCAUUUGACGUCAUGAAGAAGAACCCAAUGGCAAACUACACGUCGGUUCCAGCUGAAUGCAUGAACCACUCUAUUUCUCCAUUCAUGAGAAAAGGGGCCGUGGGAGAUUGGAAGAAUCACUUCACUGUGGCCCAGAACGAGAGAUUUGAUGAAGAUCACAAGAAGAAGAUGGCUGACACCACUCUAACUUCCCACUUCCGAUUCUUGUAAGGAAGAAAAAGAACCAGAGUCCAUCAGUGUGAAAGCUGAUUACCCCGACCACGUGAUACUGGAUUCAGGUGGUCAGACUAGUGCUCCUUGUGUUUGCUUUUGUUCACCCUAAAAAAAGUGACAGGGCUAUCAGAGGUCAGGGCAAGGUGGAGGGUGGGCAGGGUGGCAGCGUGAAAACCAUGGCCUCAUUGCUAAUUAUCAUCACAUGUCAGUUUUCCACAGAUCGUGCGCUUGUUAAUGUAUUAAAAAUGCUUCGGUCAUCACACAAAAACACACUAAAAUUUACAGAUUAAGUUCAAGCCAAUUUUUAAAUGCAGCACUAAAAUGUGUAAACAGUUACUUCUAGCAAUUUCUUGGUAGCCAAGUAACCAUCAGGUGACUCUGUUUCUAAGUCACUCCAGUGCAUCCACCCCAGCCUCUCACCACAGCCUCUACAUUUAACGGGACUCGCCCCCCCAGCCCAGCCGCGCUGCAAUCCGUCCCGGCCUCCCAUCUUAACCUCCCUCCCUCCAGCGCCUCUGCUAUCCUGCUCUAAUCCAUCAGCAACAUCCGUCGGUUUUACUUGCAGGAAGUCUCAUCUCUACAGCCAUCCCCCUGGUUCAGAAGCCUCUCCCUCUUGCCUAUAAGCUACCUAACUCAUUUCUCUGUUCAUCAUACAUCUGCCAAGCUUGUUUUCCCACAACAAGACUCAUUACAUUUCUCUUUAGCUCAGAACCCUUCAAUGAUUCUGAAUGUUCGCUGCCUAGAAGAUAAAUCCCAAGCUUUUUAGCCAUCAAUUCAAAGGCAGCUACAACCGUAUGACACGGUUGACUGACCUUCCAAACCACCUUCCAGCUGGAUUUCAUCCUGCCAACCACCCUCCUUGCCUCAGCGACGAGUCCCCGCGCUGGGCCCGAGCGCAUCUUACAGGUUCCCAGCCAAUGAGUUUCACUUUCACCCCACCUCCUCCUGACACCUCCUUUCCUUCCUUCCUACCCAUCCAAAGCAAAGACAACAAGUCCAAUAACCAGCACAGGUCUCCCAUCUUCCUACAGAUACUGCAACCUGAAGGGACCAGCUGCUCUUCUGCAGUCCUUUACACUUAGCGUGAUUCUUCUGUGAUUAAGAUUAAAG
Messenger RNA from Physeter macrocephalus (sperm whale), 2894 nucleotides. RefSeq names its product sulfotransferase family 1C member 4 (gene SULT1C4). The transcript is spliced from 7 exons. Gene Ontology annotation, biological process: sulfation. Gene Ontology annotation, molecular function: sulfotransferase activity. The coding region runs from base 885 to 1781 and encodes 298 amino acids. Gene Ontology annotation, cellular component: cytoplasm. The record is from RefSeq and is a predicted model, not a curated record. NCBI's taxonomy places the organism in Eukaryota, Metazoa, Chordata, Mammalia, Artiodactyla, Physeteridae.